Rotaria sp. Silwood2 is the source of this 444-nucleotide messenger RNA. Lineage: Eukaryota; Metazoa; Rotifera; Eurotatoria; Philodinida; Philodinidae. The record is from the annotation of a GenBank genome assembly.
AUGGAAAAUUUAACACCUGAUGAUUCAUUAAUUAUUACUGUUACACCCCCAGAUACUCAAUAUUUAUUUUCUGGUCAAUAUCGACCACCUCAAUGUCAUGUAUUUAAUAAAGUUUAUACUGGUCUUGCAUUCAAGGAUAUACAUUUACGAUUUUCUACCCUGGAUUUAUUGAUUGAUAAAACAACAACAUCAGCUUAUAUUCUUACUUUUUGUGGAGAUAAUAAAGAUUUUUCAAUUUUAACAUAUCAUGCUGAACCACCUUAUGAAGAUAUUGCAUUCAAGAUUAUUAGUAAAGAAUGCGAUUAUCGAGAUAAACAUGGAUUUCGAUGUCAUUUUCAAAACGGAAUGUUUAAAUUUACGGUUUUAUUUUCGCAAAUGGAAAUAUUGUCGACAAACUUUAUUCUUUUUCCCUUGCUAUUGUUUUCAUUCAUGCAAUUUUUCUAA